AUGUCAGAAAGCAACAAGCCUGUGAGUAUGGGCUUCAAAUUGUUUCCACCUCCUUCAAAGCCCAAUAACCCAUCGAGGAAGCCGAGUACGAGGCGCCAGAACGGUCCCCUGGGACGACCAUCUACAGACGGGAGGCAGUCGAGUCUUGGAGGACGGCAGACGCCUCAGACUGGUCGGGAAUCUCCUAUUGCGGUGCCUUCAGCAGUGCACCACGGAGCGGGUAGAUCGAACACAUCCUCCUCCGAAACUCCUACCUUGGUACGGGGCAACAGCAAUCCUUUUCGUCAAUCCAUAGCCAAGACAGGCCUCCACAGUUCUCCACCUCGUGGAGAGGAGCCCGUGAUGCGUUCAAUAUUCCCGAGAUAUAAUCCAGACCUUCCUCUCGAACACCAGCAGUACUUCCCCACCCAAGCAAGUCCCACCCAUAUCCCCCGAGAAAUCAUCAACCGAAGGCCCUAUUCCCCUAACCACACAGAUGGGAGGUCUCCUCUACAAAGCCCGGGCAUCCUGGGGAUCAACGCCGGGUCAUUCCCCCGCGGCAUCUCAGAAGACCCCGUCAUGGAGCCCUCCAGCAACGAGGAGAUGAAACAGUUAUGGAAGGUCGUCAAUGGCUGGAGGGUCCAGCAAUCAGAAGGCCGCACAUUCUGCAUGAGGAUGAGCAGCGCCGCCGAGGAGCCCGUCCACACCCUCUCCUCCGCAACCCAUCCCUUCUACACGCUCCGUCUGAACCCCACCUCAACAUCCGCACAGAUGACCAUGCUACGCCACGACCCCAACAAGACGCCCAAGAGAGGAGCCAGCAGCUCGAGAUCAUCAUCAGCAUCCUCGUCCUCGAAACCCGACGCCGGGAUCGAAGUGCUCGGCACCACGCUCGAGGAGACCGCGCGGCGCUUCCCGCCGAACGACGGGCUCGUCGCCCUGCUCUAUCCGCGCGCCGCCUCCAAGAUGGUCAUCGAGCUGGCCAACAACGCGAACCCGCGCACGAAUUUCGAACAGGUCGUCGCGGCGGCCGAGCACGAGUGCGGGCGCCUGGUCUGGGACGAGGACAGCAGGAGAUACUAUCUCGUGCACCCCGCGGUCAGCACCCCCUUCGUAGUCUCCAUCUUCAGCUCGCCCGCCUGGUCCAAGGUCGAGUACGUGCUGGAGCACGAGCAGCUGCCGCGGAACCUGGCCCGCCUGGUGCGCGACGGCGCCGGCUCGGGAUCUCUCGAGGUCGACACGGGCGUCGCGGCUAAGAUCGACUGCUUUUAUAUCGUGGACGUGGCUGUCUGCGCGCUGAUGCUCGUCGCCAUCGAAGAGGAGAAGAAGAAGAACAUCGAGCGCUUCGAAGCGCCGCCUGUCGUGGCGCCGCCGUCGCCGGGAGCGAAAUCGUCGAAAGCGGUCAAGGGGAAGGGGAGGAGGGACAAGGAGACAAGGAUCGAGGAGUUCGAGAUGGAUCUCGAGAGUCAGGAGUCCUCGAUGAAGGAUAGGAAGGAGAGGCAGGAGAAGGUGCCGGGCUUCUGUGGCUUGCUGUGGAUGUUGGUGAAAUGUCUGGUCUGGUCCCUGACAAUGCUUUUCAAGGCCACAGCCAAGGUUAUAAUCGUGCUCAGCAAAUGUCUGACACGUAAAAAAUCAUGA
Amorphotheca resinae ATCC 22711 is the source of this 1617-nucleotide messenger RNA. RefSeq lists its product as hypothetical. The coding region runs from base 1 to 1617 and encodes 538 amino acids. The transcript is spliced from 2 exons. The record is from RefSeq and is a predicted model, not a curated record. NCBI's taxonomy places the organism in Eukaryota, Fungi, Ascomycota, Leotiomycetes, Helotiales, Amorphothecaceae.